Molecule: messenger RNA, 2144 nt
Organism: Parasteatoda tepidariorum (common house spider)
Lineage: Eukaryota; Metazoa; Arthropoda; Arachnida; Araneae; Theridiidae
Source: RefSeq, a predicted model, not a curated record
AAGACCUAGCAGACCGCCGGUCUGCUAGGUCUGCAAAGCAUUAGGGCGCCGGCAUAAGAACUAUCUUUUUCAAACAACAAAAUCUAAACGAGACAAAACAAAAAUACUGACGAAGUUACAAUUUCAGGAAUCGCAAAUAGAUAAAUAUACUCAGUCCGUUUUGAAGAAUUGUAUUUGGAAUGAUAAAUUGCUUAUAAACCAUUUUGUUCAUUCGCGAUUCAAUCUUUUAACAGUGAAGAGUGAAACAAAUUAUUAGGGUGCCAGUGCAUUUGGAGAGUUUAUUAUAGGUAAGUAUAUUAUAUUACGUAUUAUAGAUAUAGAUGUUAUUCUAAAUGCUAUUCAGAGUAGUAAAAUGACUUUGCCGUUUUCUAUACAUAAUAUACUAUUUAUUUCGACAAGUUAUAUUUUUAUUAUAUAUCCCUAGGAUGAAACGAGUAAAAGAAAGUGGUGCGUCAUUUAGAAAGAAAAGGAAGAGAAGGGAGGAAAUACAGACUAAAAAUACUGGAGCACUACUCAAAUAUAUCUCCCAUAAGUCAACUUCUAGUUCUUUUAGUAUUGUUGCCUCAAAUACGGGCGAAGAAGCAGCCCUCGAAGGCGAAAAAACAUUUUCCAAUGUUGUUCAAGAGGAAAGACCUGCUUCACACACUGGCGAAGAAGUAGAAAGUUCAUCAAGUUCUGAUGAAGAAUCUGCUGCACAAAUUAUUCCGUCUAUUUCUAUGAAAGAUAUUGGAUUAUGGCCUAACAAAAUUGACGACAAUACAAGAGUAUUUCUGGUACGUCAAGGUCCCUUUGCAAUUCAAAAUUUGGACGCCGACUUCAGCGAAGGAGUAAAACGUCCUAAUAAUACAAUCAAAGCCAAAGGUGAAACAAGAAAACUGAGUCAGGACUGGUUUUUUCAAAUUUUGCCUAAUGGCGAAAAGCUCUUAAGAUCGUGGAUGGUAUAUUCACCAUCGAAGAAAAGUAUUUAUUGUUUCUGCUGCAAACUGUUUGAUAAUCUUUGUCAAGCAGGUUUUAAUACGGAAAAUGGUUUUAACAAAUGGUGGAAACUUAAUCCCAAAAUUAGUCAACAUGAGGUGAGUCCACUGCACAUUCGAUCAUAUUCCAAAUGGAAGGAAUUAGAAAUAAGACUUGGACGUGGCGCAACUAUUGACAAACUACAACAACAGAAUAUUGAUAAAGAAAUAAAAAAAUGGAAGGAAAUUCUAACAAGAAUACUUGAUAUAAUUAGAUUCUUAGCAAAACAAAAUUUGGCGUUUCGAGGACAUCGUGAAAGUGUUCAUCAGGAAAACAUCGAUUCAAUGGAAAAUAGAGGAAAUUUUCUUGAGCUUGUUGACUUAUUGGCUAAGUACGACCCAGUAUUACGAGAACACGUAGUAAAAAUUAAGAUGGGUAAUAAAUAUAGUAUCUCUUAUUUGUCGCCGAAGAUCCAGAACGAAUUCAUAGAGCUAUUGGGAGGCGCAGUCAGAAAAACAAUUAUGGAUCAAAUAAAGCAGGCUAAAUACUUUUGUAUUAUAUUUGACAGCACUCCUGACAUUUCACACAAAGAUCAAACCAGUCAAAUUAUUAGAUAUGUAGUUAUUGAUGGUAGCGAAGUUAAAGUUGUAGAAUCGUUUAUUGACUUUGUAGAAACUAAAGGAAAAACUGCUGGUGAAAUCACAGAUAUGAUUUUAACGAAAUUAGAAAAUGACGGUUUAGAUAUAAAAAAUUGCAGAGGACAGGCUUAUGAUAAUGCUGCCGUCAUGGCAGGAAAGCACAGCGGUGUUCAAACUCGUAUUAAAGAAAUAAAUCCAAAUGCAGAAUUUGUAGCAUGUACAAAUCAUUCUUUAAACCUGGCAUGUUUACACGCAGCUUCUACAGCUAUCAAUUCCAUCACAUUUUUUGGAACUAUCGAACAGUUGUUUUCGUUGUUUUCUUCUUCCACUCAUAGAUGGAAUGUUUUACUUUCUGUCACUGGUCAAGGUGUUAAACGCAGUGUAGAAACUCGCUGGAGCGCUAGAGCUGCCGCGAUCCCAUUGUUGUUACCAAACAGAUGUGAUGAACUGUCGAACAUAAGUUUUUGUGUCCGAGAAAGAACGAGUGGAAAUCAGCCGCAGUGCCAAGAGGAUGGCAGCAGCUUCAGCAGUAAAGACGGAGCAAAUACUUGA